ACACGAGCCACGCAAGACCAGGAGGGGCUCAGACUUUGGGCAGGACCCGCUGAUCUUCUGACCGUCCAGCCCUAAGCCCGGCAUCAGGCUCUCGUCACCUGAUAGCAUAUUUGGACCAUGCCUGGAGCACACGUCUGGGUUUAUGAUGGGUGGAAAUUGUUUUCUGAACAAAAAGGAUUCUUACAUCUGUGGGGUGGCCUCGGAGACUGACAUGUAGGGGAAGAGCUGUUCUGCUUCUGGUGAAAAUUUCAGCAUUGAAACGCAUGCUGGGGGUGAGGUCACCUGCCCACGGCAUCUUCGUGGUCAGCGCGACCUCCCAGGCUCUGUCGUCUGGUCCUUCUGCUCACUCCGGGGCGGGCAGGAGAGUCGCUGUGAUUUCAGCACUCGUCACCCUGCUCUGCCCCACUCCAUCGGGAAGGAGCGUGAGUCAUAGUUUUAUCAUCAUUUAAUUAUUUGAGGAUGAGCCUUGAAUUUCCCUUUAAGAUCCCCUAACACACCACACCUUCUCAGUGGUGGAGAUGGGGAGACAGUCCUGGAUUAUCCAGGGACCAGGGGGUCCCCUGUCACCAACAAGGUCCUUACGGGUGAAACAAGGAGGUAGGGAAGACGGGGCCAGAGCACAUGUGACUUGAAAGCGGGAGCUGGAGAGCUGUGACUGCCAGCUUUGAAGAUGGGAGGGGUGAGGCCAGGGAGACGGUCGUUUGUGGAAGCUUGAGAAGGUGAGGGGAGAGAUUUCCCGCAGAGCGAUCGAUUGGGACGAAGGCAGCCUGACGACAACGCGGUUUGAAUUCCGGGUUUCUGGUUUGGACUUCUGACCUCCAGAACGGAACUGUGUCGGUUUAACGCGGUGACUUCCAGCAGCUGCUCUGCAGCCACAGGAAGCAAACACACGAGUUUCUGAGGGGGUUUUGGUGGCCGAAGCUGUUUGCUUGUUCGUUUGCCAGUCUGAACUCUGCAAGCUCAGGGUCUGAAUCUGUCGUGUCCAGUGUGUAUCUCUAAGCCAGGCACAUGGCCAACACCGAGAAAUAGGAGCAAAUGCCUGGGGGGAGAAAGGCCAUCAGUCCAGGAAGCCUCAGCACAGCUUAGACUCACGGGAGGCCCCAGAAGUGGUCAGAAAUGUCUGUCGAACCCACUGCCUGCUCCAGCCUCAGCCUGCACAAACCAGGGCCCGGCUCCAGGGAGGGUCGGUCCCCUUCCGGCGGGGACGCUGACCUGAUGACCAUGUGACAGGAAGCCCCAGCCCCGGAGAGGACACACCCUGUGGUCUGUUGUCCAGAGGGCACCCAGGUCUCCUCCAUCCUCACGGCCUAGACCGCAGGGAGGAGACGCCAUGGCCCCCUCCCUCCCCGCCCUGCUCUGCCUCGCGCUGAGUGUGGGCCUGAGGACCCAGGUGCAGGCUGAGAACCCCCCCAAACCCACCAUCUGGGCUGAGCCGGGCUCUGUGGCCCCCUGGGGGAGCCCCGUGACCAUCUGGUGUCAGGAGCCCCUUGGGGCCCAAGAGUUCCGUUUGGAUAAAGAGGGAAGCUCAGUCCCCUGGGACAGACAGAAACCCCUGGAACCAGGGGACAAGGCCAAGUUCUCCAUCCCACAGAUGACCGAGCAGCACGCAGGGCGCUAUUGGUGCUACUAUCUCAGGGGAACUCGCUGGUCAGAGCUCAGUGACCGCCUGGAGCUGGUGGUGACAGGACCCUCCGGCAAACCCAGCCUCUCAGCCCUGCCGAGCCCUCUGGUGACCUCGGGAGGGAACGUGACUCUCCAGUGUGGCUCCCGUCAGGGAUUUAACAGGUUCCUUCUCACCAAGGAAGGAGAAGACGAGUCCUCUAGGACCCUGGAUGGACAGCGGAGCCCCGACGGGCAGACCCAGGCCCUGUUCCCAGUGGGCCCCGUGAGCCCCGGACAUGGGUGGACGUUCAGAUGCUACGGCUUUAACAGGGACACCCCCCGGGUGUGGUCGGCCCCCAGCGACCCCCUGGAGCUCCUGGUCUCAGACUACACGGUGCAGAAUCUCAUCCGGAUGGGCUUCGCGGCCUCGGUCCUGCUGCUCCUCGGGGUCCUGCUCUGCCAGGCUCGGCACGACUGCAGAGAAGCCCGAGACGCGGCCCGGAGCUGAGCACCGGAAGCCCCCGGCACCGCCCAGAGCGCCGCAGCCCCCGACGCGAGCUUCCGCCCGGGAGCUCCGGAAAGAGUCUCUGCCGCGCGUGCUAAGUGCGCUGUCUGCGGAGACCCCGGGGGAGAGACGCGCCUGGGGGCGGGAGGAGGCCCGGGCGUCCCGGGGAGGGGGGGCUGGGGGCUCGGCCUUAGCUCACUGGGGCCCCUCCCUCCCGGGGAGGGGGGACGCUCGACUCCCGGCUCCUCCCACUCCCGGCCCGAGGUGCAUCCUCCUGGCAGGGGAAGGUCCUCACCCUGCAGGCCCGCAGGCUCUGUCUGCUCUCCUGGAGGACGUGAGCCUCAUUGUUCAUGCCCGCCGUCUCUGCUGGGCGCAAUGACCUCCAUCCCUUCUCAGAAACAGAACGUCGUUUAAGUAACUGAAUAAAUGGGUGAAAAUGGGGCCCCAUUGGGAACAGAUGGAUCCAGAACUCUUCCCUGGAUCCCCCAGACCCCUCACGCCCUGCUCUCCUCAUCAGAUGACACCCGGUGUGGUUUCUGCAGACCCCAUCGCUGCGAGGGGACACCCUGACGUUUGAAGUGACAGCCAGGUGCUGUGCUGGUAAACGGCUAAGGAAUACAACAUUUUAUAUGGA
Messenger RNA from Cervus elaphus (red deer), 2741 nucleotides. RefSeq names its product leukocyte immunoglobulin-like receptor subfamily A member 5. Bases 1331 to 2110 code for a protein of 259 amino acids. Lineage: Eukaryota; Metazoa; Chordata; Mammalia; Artiodactyla; Cervidae. The record is from RefSeq and is a predicted model, not a curated record. Gene Ontology annotation, molecular function: inhibitory MHC class I receptor activity. The transcript is spliced from 5 exons. Gene Ontology annotation, biological process: cytokine-mediated signaling pathway.